Molecule: messenger RNA, 303 nt
Organism: Aphanomyces astaci
Lineage: Eukaryota; Oomycota; Saprolegniomycetes; Saprolegniales; Verrucalvaceae
Exons: 2
Coding region: 1-303 (100 amino acids)
Source: RefSeq, a predicted model, not a curated record
AUGAGUCCAUGGUACACCAUGUACAAGGCCCGAGAUGCACAGUCAUUUGUCGCGACUGUGUCGGUAACACCUGAUGCGUUUGAUUACAUCGUAUAUUACUUUAUCACGAGUAUGCUGUGCUUUCACGACCAACCAAUUCACUUCUGGCAAGUCCAGUUCGGUUCGGCUUCCCAAUGCUUCGUCUUUGUCCUCCUCGCACUCAUCUCCAAGUGGGAGGACUUCUGCCUUUGUAUCAAUAUCACGCGCAAUUUGUUUGGCCCGUCGACCAUCAGGCGGACACUUCGGGUUCCCGGUCUCGUUUAG